Myxocyprinus asiaticus (Chinese sucker) is the source of this 1020-nucleotide messenger RNA. Its product is annotated as trace amine-associated receptor 13c-like. The transcript has a single exon. The record is from RefSeq and is a predicted model, not a curated record. Gene Ontology annotation, molecular function: trace-amine receptor activity. The coding region runs from base 1 to 1020 and encodes 339 amino acids. Gene Ontology annotation, cellular component: membrane. NCBI's taxonomy places the organism in Eukaryota, Metazoa, Chordata, Actinopteri, Cypriniformes, Catostomidae. Gene Ontology annotation, biological process: G protein-coupled receptor signaling pathway.
AUGAAAGGUCAAGAAGGAGAACAGCACAGACUCCUAACAGGAGUAGACUUACUCAUGGCCUAUGAGAAAGACGAUCAUGAGACUCAAUACUGCUUUCCUGCCAUUAACUCAUCAUGUAUCAAGGGAAAACGAUCCAUACAUGAGUACAGUUUCAUGUACUUGUUUUUUUCUUUGCUGUCAGCAUGGACUAUGUUUCUGAAUCUGAUGGUGAUCAUCUCCAUCUCUCAUUUCAAGAAGCUCCACACUCCAACCAACCUGCUUAUUCUCUCUCUCGCUGUGGCUGACCUGCUUGUUGGACUUAUUGUUAUGCCCAUUGAGGCUAUCAAACUGAUUGAGACAUGUUGGUAUUUUGGAGACACUUUCUGCAGACUGUUUUCAAUCAUCUUUGGGCUGUGCUUCUCAGCAUCUCUCAGUAAUUUAGUUUUAAUUGCUGUUGAUCGUUAUGUGGCUGUGUGUCACCCUUUACUGUACCCACAGAAAAUAACCACAGCUAGAACAUUAAUUAUUGUACAAAUCUGCUGGUUUUGCUCUUUCGUUUAUAUCUUUGCAAUUGUUAUCAGUAUGUCAAACAGAAAAUUUGCAUGUUAUGGAAACUGUAACCUUCUGAUUACUUUUGCCUGGAAAAUCACUGAUUUGUUCAUGUCUUUCUUAUUUCCCUGUACCGUCAUCAUAACUUUAUAUUUGAGAAUAUUUUAUGUUGCACAACGGCAAGUGAAAGUUAUAAACUCUCUGGUAAAGGCUGGAAAAUGUGUAACUGAAGGUUCUGUGAGGAGGAAAUCUGAGAGCAAGGCUGCUCUAACAUUAGGAAUCAUUGUGACAGUUUAUCUGUUUUGCUGGAUUCCAUACUUUAUUUUGACUUUAAUAGAAAAUACAGAAAUGGCUUCCACUACAGCUUAUAUUCUAUUGUGGAUUUCAUAUAUUAAUUCAGGUCUGAAUCCUCUUAUCUAUGCUUUAUUUUACCCCUGGUUUCAAAUGUCAGUUAAACAUAUUCUAACUCUUAGAAUAUUUAAGACAACAUAA